AUGACCGUUCCAGAGGAAAUCAGAAAAAUCCUACUUCAUGAAUUAUUACUCAAAAUCGAAAUUAAUUCGGAAGGUGAAGUACGAUAUGCCAACUCUGCUUUUUACAGAUUUAUAGGAAGAAAAGUAAGCGAUCCCUUGCAACAAUUACCUUGCAAUUUUUAUGACUGCAUCACGAAAACAAGUGUUCCAAGAGUCCGACGUGCAACACAAAUGCUUUUUAAUGGAUCUUCAAAGAUCACGCACUUUCAAACUUCGCUUCUAUGCAAUACUAGUAUGGUCCCAACUAUGUUUAUGAAUAGCAAAGAUUAUGAAGCAUCAUCGGACGAAGGAAAAAUCGGAGUGAAGCUUGCUUUCCGAGGGAUCCUUGUGGAUUCUUUGGAAGGUAAAGAAUCUCGAAUCUUAUGGUCUGCUAAAUGUUUAUAUCCAGAACGUUAUCAUAUAACUCAUAUGGACUUUGUGUUAUUCAACACCCUUGGCAUCGGCUCUUUUGUUUUGCAGAAUUACAUAGAAAGAGCCUAUAAAGUUACAUAUAUGCAUUCUCCUCCUCCUGUUUCUUACUUAUGCUAUUUUUGUGAAAAAAAAAUUCCCGAUUGGUACUAUGAAGUACAUACCGACUCUUGUUUGGUAUGGAGUGAGCUGGUUCAGGUUGUAUUGGAUAUACGAAAACAAAUCCACAUAAAAAAGGCAGAGUUACACAAGUACAGUCAGUUGCUUCCACAUACCACUAGUGCAUUUAGUGAGGAGACGUACUUAACAUUGCCAAUUAUUUCAAUUCUGCAGCCAAAGUCUGGUAAAUAUAAACGAUUUCGUUUGAGAUCUUGGCGUGCCUGUGUUAAAUUUUUAGAUCGACAACUGACUCAAGCUGAAAAAACGUUUGAAGAACUGGGGAAAAACACCUUUUUGGUCGUCUCCGAAGAGUUGGCUAUCGAAAUGAAAGAGAAAGUUCUGAAAAAGACUAUUUUACUUUGGAAAUUUGAUUUUUUAUCUCCAUGUAGAAUUCAAAACUUUUUUCACGAAGUGCAUUCUUUGCUUAUUCUGAGCCUUAAAUAUAAUCUUAAGCUUUGCAAUCAUAAUAUGAUUUACGGAAUGACAUUUCAAGAAGUUAAGCAUUUCCUGCUUAGGUACUUGAGGAAUUAUUUAUGCUUGAAUUUGAACAAUAUUGAUCACGAAGUAUUUUCGGGCGACACGCAGCUCCUUACGAUGAUCAAUUAUUCGAAUCCACGAAGCUUUAAAGACACAAGUAUUUUAAACGUCGACUUGAUUUUACCAGAAGCAAGGGGGAUACCUGACCUACUUCCUCAAUCCAAUUCGAAAACAAACCUGGUUCGUGCCGGUUUAGGAAAAAAAGGAGAAGACUACCGUUCCGUUGAUGACUGUGACCAAUUGAAAGGGAUUAUCCUGGAAAACCUCAAUAAAAAGCUAAUAACCAAACCAAGGAAAAAAUCUUUCGACGAUCAGGGGACGCAGUCAAUUCAUAAUUACCAGGAGCUCGUUGAACAGCUUUAUUUUCCCAUUAUAGAAAAUACGACUUCUACAUUACAUCUUCCUCAAUUUAAGGAUUUAAAGUUCGGAGACAAAACACCAAGGUCACUAAAAGAAUUCACUUUUGUACGAGAAAUCAAUAGAGGCGCCUCUAGCAGGGUUUACUUGGUAAAAAAAAUAUCCACUGGAAAUUACUAUGCGCUGAAAGCUAUUCCAAAGUUAGGUUUAAAGGAUCCUGACAAGUUGAAAGCGCUCAUGUAUGAAAAAGCUAAUAUGGAAAUCCAGAAGUACGGAUCAAAUGUUGUUAAGAUAUACUACGCAUUUGAGUCUGAGGGAUUUUUUUGCUUAGUUAUGGAUUUCUUCAAUGGCGGUGAUUGUCAAACCUUGGUUGAAAAGCUUGGUCCGCUACCAGAACAAUGGGUUCAAACAUAUAUAGCAGAACUAUUGGAAGCUGUCGAAAUUCUUCAUAAAAUGAGCAUUAUUCAUCGUGACAUUAAGCCGGCGAAUAUGCUCAUAGACCAUAAUGGACAUAUUCGUUUGGCAGAUCUUGGUCUGAGCGAUAACAAAGACGAGAGUUCCGACAAAUAUUAUCAUGAAAAGAUAAAUCAGCUAAAGGAGGUAUCUCAUGAAGGAGCGAGAAAGCAACUGGUUAAUGGCCUUAAGGAUAAAGCUAAAAAAGAAAUGAAUCCAACAAAUAGGAAGACCACUGAGGAAGAAUUCGAUCCUUUUGAACGUCUGAUAGAUGUCGACACUAGUAAUUUGAACAAAGCUAUGUCGCAGGUUUUUCGUGCACGUUUGAAAGUCACCUACCCAGGAGAACUGAAGAGUGGGAAAAGCAUUACUGGUACUCCCAAUUAUAUGGCACCUGAAGUUCUCUCAGGAACCGAAAGCCCUAUGAAUGAUAUAUGGGCCAUAGGAUGUGUAUUAUUUGAGAUGUUGACCGGGAUAAUACCAUUUCAGUCAGAUACUAUCCGAGGUGUUUGGGACCGCAUCCAACGAAACGACGUCGGAUGGGAAAAAGACAGUGAUGAGCAACAUUCAUUAGAAGCCAUAGACCUUGCCAAAAAGUUACUGGAAGCGAAUCCGGACAAGAGGUUAGGUAUAAAUGGAUUCUCAGAAAUAAAGCGCCAUCCAUUUUUUAACGGAAUAGACUGGGACCACUUAUAUGAUGAAAAGGGACCCUUUGUGCCAAAAACAGAUAAUAUUGAAGAUUUAAUUUACUUUGAGCGAAUGGAGCUGGCUAUUCAAGCUUCUACAGGAAUGAAUUUAAAAGCCCUUAAUUUUUCCAAUAAAAACAUACUCUGGGAAAUCUCCGACCAACUUCAGUUCCCCCAAAUUUCCUCCAUAUCAAUCUCCCAGUCUCGUCCCAAAAGUCCAAUUAAUAAACCUUCCCUGCAUUACCAGUUUUUUCAUCCAGACUGA
Molecule: messenger RNA, 2904 nt
Organism: Schizosaccharomyces octosporus yFS286
Lineage: Eukaryota; Fungi; Ascomycota; Schizosaccharomycetes; Schizosaccharomycetales; Schizosaccharomycetaceae
Product: AGC protein kinase Ppk31
Exons: 2
Coding region: 1-2904 (967 amino acids)
Biological process (GO): intracellular signal transduction; peptidyl-serine phosphorylation
Cellular component (GO): cytoplasm; nucleus
Molecular function (GO): ATP binding; protein serine/threonine kinase activity
Source: RefSeq, a predicted model, not a curated record